AUGGAUUGGCUAUUCACCAAUCGUAUUCUCAUUGAUUGCAAUGAGAAAAAGGUGUUAUUCCCUAACUUGGAAGAUGAAGAUCAAUUGGUGUCCUUACAGCAGGUGGAUAAGGCAAUCAAGGAAGGGUACCAGUGUUUCUUAAUUCUGACUCAACUAUCUGUUGAGAAGGGAGGCAGAAAUAUUGAGACACCUGUAGUAAAAGACUUGCCAGUUGUGUUUCUAGAAGAUGUGUCUGGCUUACCCCCUCCUAGGGAAAUAGAGUUCUCCAAUGAUCUUGUUCCGGGAGUAGGGCCAGUAUCAAUAGCACCUUACAGAAUGGCUCUUGCUGAGUUGGUAGAAUUGAAGAAACAGAUUGAAGAACUACUAGAGAAACAGUUCAUCAGACCAAGCAUGUCACCCUGGGAAGCGCAGUGUUGUUGGUCAAGAAGAAAGACGGCAGUUCUAGGCUCUAUGUGGACUACAGGGAGCUAA
This is a messenger RNA of Vigna unguiculata (cowpea), 471 nucleotides long. RefSeq lists its product as uncharacterized. The record is from RefSeq and is a predicted model, not a curated record. Lineage: Eukaryota; Viridiplantae; Streptophyta; Magnoliopsida; Fabales; Fabaceae.